ACUUAGGCAGAGUUUGGCCCCGCCGCGCCGGAGUGUCCUUAGUGCCGCCGGGCAGCGCGGGGCGCUCACCGAGCGCCGUCCCCUCCGCCCCACCGCCCAGCCCACGGACGUGCUAUGGCUACGUCUAUCCUCGGGGAAGAGCCGAGAUUUGGAACGACUCCCCUGGCCAUGCUGGCCGCCACCUGCAACAAGAUCGGCAACACUAGUCCCCUGACCACCCUGCCCGAGUCCAGCGCCUUCGCCAAAGGGGGCUUCCACCCCUGGAAACGCUCCACCUCCAGCUGCAACCUGGGCUCCAGCCUCUCGGGCUUCACGGUGGCCACGAGUAGGGGUUCAAACGGACUGGCCAGUGGCACGGGCACCGCCAACAGCGCCUUCUGCCUGGCUUCCACCUCGCCCACUUCCUCGGCCUUCAGCAGCGACUACGGCGGCCUCUUCUCCAACUCGGCGGCGGCGGCGGGCGUGUCCCCGCAGGAGCCCGGCGGGCAGUCGGCCUUCAUCUCCAAAGUGCACAGCUCGGCGGCCGAGAGCCUCUACCCGCGGGUGGGCAUGGCGCACCCCUACGAGUCCUGGUACAAGUCGGGCUUCCACUCCACGCUCUCGGCGGGUGAGGUGGCCAACGGAGCGGCCUCCUCCUGGUGGGACGUGCACACCAACCCGGGCUCCUGGCUUGAGGUGCAGAACCCGGCGGGGGGGCUGCAGAGCUCGCUGCACUCGGGCGCCCCCCAGGCCUCGUUGCACUCCCAACUGGGCACCUACAACCCCGACUUCAGUUCCCUCACCCACUCCGCCUUCAGCUCCACCGGCCUGGGCUCCACGGCCGCCUCGCACCUGCUCUCCACCAGCCAGCACCUGCUCACCCAGGAGGGCUUCAAGCCCGUGCUGCCCUCCUACACGGACUCCAGCGCGGCGGUGGCGGCGGCCAGCGCCAUGAUCUCGGGUGCCGCCGCCGUCGCCGCCGGGGGCGGCUCGGCCCGCUCCGCCCGGCGCUACUCGGGCCGCGCCACCUGCGACUGCCCCAACUGCCAGGAGGCCGAGCGGCUGGGGCCGGCGGGGGCCAGCCUGCGGCGCAAGGGGCUGCACAGCUGCCACAUCCCCGGCUGCGGCAAGGUGUACGGCAAGACCUCGCACCUGAAGGCGCACCUGCGCUGGCACACGGGCGAGCGGCCCUUCGUCUGCAACUGGCUCUUCUGCGGGAAGCGCUUCACCCGCUCCGACGAGCUGCAGCGGCACCUGCGGACUCACACGGGCGAGAAGCGCUUCGCCUGUCCCGUCUGCAACAAGCGCUUCAUGCGCAGCGACCACCUGAGCAAACACAUCAAAACGCACAACGGGGGCGGCGGGGGCAAAAAGGGCAGCGACAGCGACACGGACGCCAGCAACCUGGAAACGCCGCGCUCCGAGUCCCCCGACCUCAUCCUGCACGAGGGGGUGGGCGCCGCCGCCCGCGGCCCGGGCAAGGAACCUAGCGCGGGGCCCGGCGACUCCUAGGGGCAGCGCCGCCGGAGCCGCUCGGACUGAAGCCGCGCCGCCCCGACGGACGGAGCCGCCCCGCCGCCGGCAGCGCCCCGGGCCGCAGCGGGGGCGGGCCGGGGGACGGCGGGGCUGGAGAGGCGCGGCCCCCGUCCCGCCCGGCCGCUAGGUACCGAGUGACACAUUCUUCCGUUUCCCUUUUCUCUUUCUGUUGGAAGGCGAGCAUCCUAAGAGAGGCUUAAGGUGAGAAAUACAGCUGCAACUUUGAGACGGUCCCUCUGUAUCUCAUAAACAUCUGUAUAAAUAGGGUUCAAAAAAGAAGAAAAACAGAAAAAAAAAAAAGAAAACCAGAUCGUGUUCCCUUAUUUUUCUUGUAAAUGUUGAUCUGA
Messenger RNA from Catharus ustulatus (Swainson's thrush), 1862 nucleotides. It is a transcript of the gene SP9, whose product is annotated as Sp9 transcription factor. Gene Ontology annotation, biological process: regulation of transcription by RNA polymerase II. NCBI's taxonomy places the organism in Eukaryota, Metazoa, Chordata, Aves, Passeriformes, Turdidae. The record is from RefSeq and is a predicted model, not a curated record. The transcript has 2 exons. Gene Ontology annotation, molecular function: RNA polymerase II cis-regulatory region sequence-specific DNA binding; DNA-binding transcription factor activity, RNA polymerase II-specific. The coding region runs from base 115 to 1491 and encodes 458 amino acids.